Bombina bombina (fire-bellied toad) is the source of this 1158-nucleotide messenger RNA. RefSeq names its product POU class 4 homeobox 2 (gene POU4F2). Gene Ontology annotation, molecular function: RNA polymerase II cis-regulatory region sequence-specific DNA binding; DNA-binding transcription factor activity, RNA polymerase II-specific. Lineage: Eukaryota; Metazoa; Chordata; Amphibia; Anura; Bombinatoridae. Gene Ontology annotation, biological process: regulation of transcription by RNA polymerase II. The transcript has 2 exons. The record is from RefSeq and is a predicted model, not a curated record. The coding region runs from base 1 to 1158 and encodes 385 amino acids.
AUGAUGAUGAUGUCGCUAAACAGCAAGCAGCACUUCAGCAUGACCCACAGCAGCCUACAUGACGAGCCCAAAUACUCAGUCCUGCACUCCUCCUCCCCGCACUCCUCAUCCUCUGCCACCAGCUCCCCCAGCAUUACCAGCGUGAGGAGCAGCUCCGGAGCUGGGGGAGGUGGCAGCAGCUCGGAGGCGAUGAGAAGAGCCUGUCUCCCAACCCCACCGAGCAAUAUAUUUGGAGGUCUGGAUGAGAGUUUGCUGGCACGUGCUGAAGCUCUGGCUGCGGUGGAUAUAGUGUCUCAGUGCAAGAGCCAACAUCACCACCACCACCACCACACGCCUCACCACAGCCCCUUCAAGCCGGACGCUACUUACCACAAUAUGAACACCAUCCCUUGCACUUCAGCUUCCUCAUCUUCUUCAGUUCCUAUCACCAACCCAUCUGGGGUGUCUGGGUCUCACCACCAUCAUCACCACCACCAUCACCACCACCAGCCUUUAGAAGGAGAACUCUUGGACCACAUCACCCCAGGGCUGACAAUUGGGGCCAUAACCGGACCAGAUGGAUCAGUUGUGUCAACGCCAGCUCACCCACACAUGGCCAGCAUGAAUCAUAUGCACCAGGCAGCCCUAAGCAUGGCACAUGCCCAUGGUCUCCAAUCCCACAUGGGCUGCAUGAGCGAUGUAGAUGCAGAUCCCAGAGACCUUGAAGCAUUUGCUGAGAGAUUCAAGCAGAGAAGGAUCAAACUGGGGGUCACCCAAGCAGAUGUGGGAUCUGCACUUGCAAACCUGAAGAUCCCCGGGGUGGGAUCCCUGAGUCAGAGCACAAUCUGCAGAUUUGAGUCCCUCACGCUUUCACACAACAACAUGAUUGCCCUCAAGCCUAUUUUGCAAGCCUGGCUUGAGGAGGCAGAGAAGUCUCACAGAGAAAAACUCACUAAACCCGAGCUUUUCAAUGGAGCAGAGAAGAAAAGAAAGCGCACCUCCAUAGCAGCCCCAGAGAAGAGGUCCUUGGAAGCUUACUUCGCCAUCCAGCCUCGCCCUUCCUCCGAAAAAAUAGCAGCAAUUGCUGAAAAACUAGAUUUAAAAAAGAACGUGGUUCGGGUCUGGUUCUGUAACCAAAGGCAGAAACAGAAAAGAAUGAAAUAUUCAGCUGGAAUUUAG